CUCUCUCCUUUAUUUCUUUGUUUAUUAAAUUUAUAUGCUGCUCGUUUUAAGGAGGGAAGGGAAGCAUGAAGCUUUUCUGGUUGAAUGACGGCCUUCCUUCCUUUUCCUCCCCAGCAAUUUUCUACCCUCCUGGAGGUGCUUUUCCAAUUCCUGCAAGAACCCAAAGAGGUGGAGAGGUUCCUGGCUAACCUGUCGGAGUUUGCAACGGGGAAUAAAAUCAGCCUCGGCCCUUUGAAGAGUAUCGUCAAAAGUCUCUUGCUGGUACCCAGUGGUGCCUUAAAGAGGAGGCUGACUGCAGAACAAGUCGGAGCAGAUCUUAUCACCCUGGGGCUGAGCGAUGAAAAGGCCAGGUAUUUUGAAGAACAGUGGAAGGAAAAUUAUCCUGCCCUCUCGCGCCUGGCUGUGGGGCAGACGCUGAUGGUUAACCAGCUAAUAGACAUGGAGUGGAAAUUUGGAGUGACGGCCGGAAGCAGUGAGCUGGGGAAAGUAGGAAGCAUUUUCCUUCAGCUGAAGCUGGUGGUUAAGAAAGGCAGCCGGUUGGAACCAGUAUACCUAGGUGAGUAAGCCAACAUUGUCUGUGGGGAA
This is a messenger RNA of Notechis scutatus (mainland tiger snake), 585 nucleotides long. The record is from RefSeq and is a predicted model, not a curated record. Lineage: Eukaryota; Metazoa; Chordata; Lepidosauria; Squamata; Elapidae.